Molecule: messenger RNA, 372 nt
Organism: Pyricularia pennisetigena
Lineage: Eukaryota; Fungi; Ascomycota; Sordariomycetes; Magnaporthales; Pyriculariaceae
Exons: 2
Coding region: 1-372 (123 amino acids)
Molecular function (GO): oxidoreductase activity, acting on paired donors, with incorporation or reduction of molecular oxygen; monooxygenase activity; heme binding
Source: RefSeq, a predicted model, not a curated record
AUGGGCACCCGCGUCGGCACCGACACGUCCUACCGGGUAAACCCCGAAUUUUACAAGGACCCAUUUAAAUUCGACUUUUAUCGCUACGCCAGAUGGCGCGGCACCGAUAAGGACAGCAUCGCGCACCUGGUUAAUACAUCGCCGCAAAACUUGGGUUUCAGGCACGGCCGACACGCCUGCCCGGGCCGCUUUUUCGCCGCCAACGAGCUUAAAAUUAUCCUUUACCACCUGCUGAUCAAAUACGAUUUUAGGCUGGUCGACGGCUUUUCGUACGCGACCAUGCCGCUGGGGCUUCUGCUAAACGUAAACCCGACCACGAGGUUUAUAAUGCGAAGGCGGAAGGAGGUUGAACUGAGCCUGGAUUCGCUGUAG